Linepithema humile (Argentine ant) is the source of this 3786-nucleotide messenger RNA. It is a transcript of the gene verm, whose product is annotated as LDLa and CE4_CDA_like_1 domain-containing protein vermiform. Gene Ontology annotation, biological process: carbohydrate metabolic process. Gene Ontology annotation, cellular component: extracellular region. Lineage: Eukaryota; Metazoa; Arthropoda; Insecta; Hymenoptera; Formicidae. The record is from RefSeq and is a predicted model, not a curated record. Gene Ontology annotation, molecular function: protein binding; chitin binding.
AUGGAAAAGUGCAGUGAACAAGUGUCAUGUGAAAAGAAAAAGUUUAGCACGUUUGAUAAGGCCAGAGUCAUUUAUUUCAGGCAAUUAAUUUGAAAGAUAUUAUCAAUUAAUUACAAAAACAAAAUUAAUUCUUUUGAUACUUAACAUAACAACGCGAAAUAGAUGCUAUCAGCUCGGUUUGCCAUAUUUAUAGGUUAAGACGGCAUGUACAUAUGUACUUUGCGAUUGCUAUAAAUGUUUUUUUCAGAUAGCAUUGAGUCCCAUUACCUCCACGCUGAAUUUUGAUUAUGAAGUCGGAUAAUCGUCAAUUUAUCGAUUAAUCAAGAAUUAUCGACAGUUUAAACAAAAAUCCCAAAAAUGUUGAUACGCAUCCACGAUCGUUUGCCAGCAAAGGCUAUUAAAAACGAGUAUAUCACAGAAAGCAAUUACACACAGGCAUAUUCAUUUAGUCACUCAAGUGAACAGGACUCCCAGAAGCAAUCCCUUGCUGAAUUUAUACAAACACUAUAGAGUUACAGGAAUCUCUUUGGUUCAUUAUGCCAGCACAAACAAAAUGUCAUCAAAGAGCAAUCCAUAUGAUGAAAUAUCAGAUCCAUCAACAUCAUUAUAGCAGAUAGUGGACAAUGUUGUGGAAAUGCAUUCAAAUAGACAAGCAACUUUUGAGAGCUUAGAUUUUGUGCCCAUGGUGGGCAGGAAUUGUGUCUUCGGUACUGUUUGUGCAAGGACUAUUAUAUUCCCGUUGGUAAUAAUGUCACAAAAGAAUGCGAUCAAAUUCAGUAACCACAUGCCUGUGAUACAAGAAUUGCAAAGAAAAAUGAUGGACGUUAGAUAUUCCGGUGAUCCAGUCGAAAGUACAAGGGCAGCGAGUGAGUUAAUGAACUACAUGAAGAAGAACAGAGUUAGUGCCAUGAAGAAUAUUAUGAUGCCAUUAAUCUAGGUUCCGAUAUUCUGCUCCUUCUUCUUCGCCCUGAGAAGUAUGACAAAUUUACCUGUGGAGAGCUUGAAACAGGACGGCUUUCUUUGACGGGGCCGUUGCAACUGUCUUAGACGCCCCUACGCUCGAAUUCGUUCGCGCGCUCCAGUCCGAAGCUGCAAAAGAAGUGAUGAUGUGGCUCAAUUUCUUCCCGGCUCUUCGUCUUCCCCGACAAGACAUACUUCUCGCUCCUGCCGCUUUCCUGAUACCCUCGUGAAAGAUGGCACCACGAUCCGGAAGGUGAAAGUCUCACGAUGAAGAGGGAAGGAGUGGUGGUGCACAUAUAGAGGGGCGGAGAGGGCGCGGCUUGUCCAGACGCUCUCUGUCCUGACGACGACGACGACGACGACGACGACGACAACGAUGUCGCCGAAGUUAAUAUUCCUGCUAGGAUCCCUGUGUCUGCUUGCCGGGACACGGGUCAGAGCACAAGAGGACGAAGGCGACGACGAAAGCGGCCCGAACGCCGAGGAACUUUGUCAGGACAGGCCGGGCGAUGAAUACUUUCGCUUGAGCGUUGAAGGAGACUGUCGCGAUGUCGUGAGGUGCGACAAAGCCACCGAAAUCGGCGUGACCAGACUGGCGACGGUGAAAUGCCCGACCGGUCUCGCGUUCGACAUCGAGCGGCAGACUUGCGACUGGAAGACGAACGUGAAGAACUGCGAUCAGCUCGAGAAGCCGCGUAAGGUCUUGCCGAUUCUUAAGACCGACGAACCCAUCUGCCCGGAGGGAAAGCUGUCGUGCGGUAACGGCGAAUGCGUGGACAAGGAGCUCUUCUGUAACGGCAAGCCCGACUGCAAGGACGAGUCCGACGAGAACGCCUGUACCGUGGAGACCGAUCCCAAUCGCGCUCCCGAUUGCGAUCCGCAGCAAUGCGUCCUGCCCGACUGCUACUGCUCGGCCGACGGCACGCGCAUUCCCGGCAACAUCGAGCCUCAGCAGGUGCCGCAGAUGAUCACAAUCACCUUCAACGGCGCCGUGAACGUCGACAACAUCGAUCUUUACGAGGAGAUCUUCAACGGGCAGCGGCAAAACCCGAACGGCUGCCAGAUCCGCGGCACCUUCUUCGUCUCGCACAAGUACACCAAUUACUCGGCCGUGCAGGACCUUCAUCGGCGCGGCCACGAGAUCGCCGUGUUCUCGCUGACGCACAAGGAAGACCCGCAGUACUGGAGUCAGGGCACGUACGACGACUGGCUGGCGGAGAUGGCCGGCGCCCGGCUGAUCAUCGAGCGGUUCGCCAACAUCACCGACGGCUCCAUCAUCGGCAUGCGCGCCCCUUACCUCCGCGUCGGCGGUAACAAGCAGUUCGAAAUGAUGGCGGAUCAGUUCUUCGUGUACGACGCCUCCAUCACGGCGUCCUUGGGACGCGUGCCGAUCUGGCCGUACACCCUGUACUUCCGGAUGCCGCACAAGUGCAACGGCAACGGCGGCAACUGCCCGUCACGGUCGCAUCCGGUCUGGGAGAUGGUGAUGAACGAGCUGGAUCGUCGUGACGACCCGACGUUCGACGAGUCGCUGCCGGGCUGCCACAUGGUCGACUCGUGCUCCAACAUCCAGUCCGGCGAGCAGUUCGCCCGGCUGCUCAGGCACAACUUCAACAGGCACUUCAACAGCAACAGGGCGCCGCUCGGUCUACACUUCCACGCGUCCUGGCUGAAGAGCAAGAAGGAGUACAAGGAAGAGCUGAUCAAGUUCAUCGAGGAGAUGAUCGCCAGAAGCGACGUGUACUUCGUUACCAUGGUUCAGGUGAUUAAAUGGAUGCAACAGCCCACCGAGCUGUCCGCGCUGAGGGACUUCCAGGAUUGGAAGGAAACCUGCGAUGAGAAGGGUCUGCCCUACUGCUCGCUGCCCAACGCCUGCCCCCUGACGACCAGGGAACUGCCCGGAGAGACCCUGCGUCUUUUCACCUGCAUGGAGUGCCCCAACAACUAUCCGUGGCUGCUGGACCCAACCGGCGACGGUUUCUCCGCGAGAAAGUGAUGAUCCGCGAGCGAAGAAACGCCGUUGCGUCAAACGGCCGCGCGAUCCGAUUUCCCAGAUCGUUUCCCUGGCGAGUCUGGCGAGACGACGGGCGAUCGCGCCGAAAUCACGCGCCGUCGAUCUCAGUGAAUCGACGUGCCGGGAGCACGACGUCUCGGAAAGACAGCAAGGAGAAAGCAAUCGUGGCGCGGGAUCACGGGCGAGAUUUCGGAAUCGUCUCAACGCAAUUAGAAAGUGUCAUCUUGACCGGGGAUUGGAUCGCAUAAGAUGUUCAAGUGAAGCGAGGUGUUUCUGCUUUCGAGGGAAAACGUUCCGCGAACGCGUCGCGGCCGGUUUCUUCGAGUGUCAACUAUUAUUAUUAUUAUUAUUUAUGUAAAUUAGGAUCGGUGAAUGCGCACCGCCGCUCGCGACCGCGAGGACGGUCGAUUUCACGAGGAAAACGCGCACAGUCGCGCCGAUAAAACUCGCAUUGGGAAAAGCAGGACGUCGCUCCUCUUUUCCGCCCGCGAAAUGGGAACGAGCUCGUUCGCGACGUUGCGUCGAUGUCUCUUUGAAAAAAUCGGCAUUCGACAAGAACGAGACGAUCCCGGAGACGUCCCACUUGUACAUAACCACCGGAUCCUUGCCCUCCUCAUUAUUUUCCAGAGGCGCGUGUACACGGAACAAUAAUAGAGCUUAUCGGUUAAUAAAAUGAAGAAAACAAAAGCUACCAUCCAGUGCCUCUCUGAACAUGUAUUCCUUACGAUUUAAGCGACGCGCGAGAAGAGAAUCUAAAUAAUAUUUAGCAUCAUUAAGAUAUUUCUGAAUAAAAAAAAUGUACGUACCAAAAG